Messenger RNA from Sitophilus oryzae (rice weevil), 6262 nucleotides. RefSeq names its product anaphase-promoting complex subunit 1 (gene shtd). The record is from RefSeq and is a predicted model, not a curated record. Gene Ontology annotation, biological process: anaphase-promoting complex-dependent catabolic process; protein K11-linked ubiquitination; metaphase/anaphase transition of mitotic cell cycle. The coding region runs from base 197 to 6136 and encodes 1979 amino acids. Gene Ontology annotation, molecular function: molecular adaptor activity. Lineage: Eukaryota; Metazoa; Arthropoda; Insecta; Coleoptera; Curculionidae. The transcript has 28 exons. Gene Ontology annotation, cellular component: anaphase-promoting complex.
AGCCAUUACAAAACCAAAGCUACUAACCUCCAAAUACUUUGAAAGAAAUUGUCGUUAUAUUUAAAAGAAAAUAUUCUAUUUUUUGAGUUAAAUAGUAGUCCAUAUUUUUUUCAAUAUAGCUUUAUUUCACUUUUGUUCACUUCCAUAUUACCAAACUGCAAUUUAUUUUGCAAAUCUGGAUGAUAAAUUGGAUAUCAUGAUUGCUGCCUCUGAUCCACAGGAAUUUGUACCUCGUGGUCGGCAGCAAAUAGCUCGCCACCCGGGUCCAUUAGAACCACCUCUCAGAAAGGAUAAAAAUUUUGAUGAAUUCAUUCAAAAUGGAUUAGAGAAAGUAUCCUUGUCAGAAAAUAAAUUAAGCGAAUUCUGGAUUUUGCGAAGAGCGCCUGACAAUGAAAUUAAUAAAUGUAUUAAUAAAACAGAAUCAAAAUCAGAACAUAAAAGUUACACUUCGUUGGCAAGUGUAUCUUAUGUCAUGGAUUAUACUGAUUUGGUGGAUGAUAGCAAUAGUUUUAAAACAUCAGAUACUAGUUUUCAUCAAAAAGUUAUCAAUAAAAGAGUAUCAGAUACCAGUACUCGAACUUCAAACAAAAGAUUUCAAUCUGGUGAAAAACAGCAUGCCACAAAUAUAACAGACAAUAGUUUGAAAUCAAAAAUAAGCCCUGGAUUUAUGGAAGAUGAAUUGUAUGUCAAAGGCCACACAGCAGUUUGGUCCAGAGGCCUGCUUAACAGUGAUAAUCGGGAAGAUAAUGGAAGAACUAUUAUUUCUUCUUAUACUGUUCCAUUGCCAAUCAAACAAGCUUUAUGGGUAGUUUUUUAUUGCGAACGUCCCAUUUUUGAGUCUAACAACAUUGAUAUUCAAGAGAAUAAAGAAUAUGCAGGGACACCUACACCUGCUAUAUGCUUAGUAGAUAAAAAUAAUAUCAGAGUAUUUGUUGUUAAGGGAGAACAGUUUGUUAUACCAAUGCCAUUUCGUAUUGAAAAAAUAUGGAAUACAAAAUAUGGUAUUAUUAUAGAAAAAAGUCUGGAUGGUCAAAAUGAAGAGAAAUAUGGACAAGACUAUACAGCCCCAAUAUUUUCACUGGCUUAUCCAUUAGAUGAUGUAUGCCAAGUAGUGACAAAUCGUAAUAACACUAUAACAAGGUUUAUGAACUCUAAUUGUAAGAUUGUUUUUACGAGUAAUAAUCCAAGUAUUUGUAUGAUAUUUGACACUGUUACAAAGGAACACGUUGUUUAUAAAAUAAGAAAAGUAAGACAAGAUGAAAAAGACUAUGGAGAGAAUGUUACUGGUUCUCAUUCUGCUGUUUAUAAUUCUCAAAAGUUAAAAAGUCGUCUGUCAAUGUGGGACAAUCUGAUGACGAGUGGCAGUUUGGUCACUCCCAGUCCCAUUAACAAGAAACCGACACCGCACGAGAAGCAUCCUGUUGCUCACCAAAAAACCAAGUCAUUCUGUUCUAUGGCAACUAUGAGUCGUUGCCAAUCUCCAGCUGUUGUAGAGAGUCCAUGGCUGGGACCCGCAUCAAACAAAGCUUAUCUGGAAAAAGAUUAUUCGCACCCAAAAUCUUUUUUUAACUGUUCCAAAUACAUGUCUCAUCUAAAAUCGACCCCGAAUAUAUGUUUCGAAUAUAUUUGGAGCGACGCUUAUUCUUUUAAAGACAAUUUUACCGCCGGACCCGCUACAUCUGUCUUCCUAUCGAAGGAUUUUAUAGGCCAGUGGUAUUUGUGUUAUAUAUUGCCAUCAAGAUUUCAACUGUCAGUUGUUAAAGUUGACUUUACAGACACAAAUAUUAGUUUUGGAUUGGUGACAAGUAUCAGCGCCAAAGAUGCGAUUAAUAUUCCACAUCUGGAUAUGUUAGCCAUCUUGGAACAUACUGGAAAUGUAACAUUAUACUCGGGUCUAACCGUUGUUGGAAAAUUGCAUAUUGGCGGUACUUUAUUACAGCAUACACCAUCUCCUUGUAUAAGAAGACAUAUGAGAUCUCCUUUUCCUAGACGUAGCAGUCUUCUUCCACUGUCUAAACAACCAGAACCAAUAUUCGACGAACACUUAUUAUCUCCUGUGUUGCCAUCUGCAGCACAACCUAAUUUGAACUUCUUACCCCCUGCUGGAAACCCGACACCAUUAAAAUAUAGUUUUCAAGGGGUUGAAAAAAAGGCCACUUUAGUAGGCCUUUCUGACGAAGUAGAGAAUCGCAUAACUUUGAAAUAUUCCGACGGAACAUUCUAUAGAGUUACUGUACCCAUUCUAACGCACUCAGAACUGGUGGAGCAUUGUUUAGUUGCGCUAAGACAGUGCCUACCUAGAGAUGCAGCCUUAGUAGUCGUCUGUAGAUGGUAUGCGACGAGAAACGCUAUUGGCAAUACUGACUUAGAUACUAAACAAGAAUGGGAAAUGUUUAGCGGAUUAUUAUUAGAAUUGCUGGGUUAUGAAGAAGACCAUAUCUUCGAGAAACCAGAAACUCCCGCUUCCGCUGUCAAAAAACCGAAAACUACGCCAUCUUGUUCGGACGAUGAUUGGCUGUUCUUGUCCAAAAGUGAUCAUAAAGAUAUCACAGACAGUUUAUCUCAUAUCCUGAAACUACCAUUGGGCAUCACUAAUGACAGUUCAGUUGAUAAUGAAGUACCUAAAAUUACAAUUAAUCCGAAGUCCGUUUUAUUCCCUUACAUCCGUUACAUCCAUUUCUCUUUGCACCUCUUAUACGAAGAUUUUAAACUGAAUUUGCUGUUUAACGAUAUUUUGUUACCAUUGGCGAAGUUUUUGUCAAAAAUCUGCAAUGAUCUAGGUCUAGUGGAUUUUGUUACGCAUUACUGGAAAGAUUUUCCGAAAAUGGUAGUGUUUACCAAACCUGUCAUAGAUGAAAAUGUUGGAAAAUCAAUAAACAUGUGGCAAGGCCUUAGCGAUAAGCCGAUUAGCGUCAUGAGCUAUAUUUGCCACUUAUUGCAGAAACGUAGUCUGAGUCCUUAUCCGUAUUUUGCCAAUGUUAAUAGUAGAUCACGAGAUAUAGUACAGCUCUGUGGACUGUUAUCAGAACUGAAUCAUUCUUGUGAUGCUGACAUUUCUAAGGACUGUUUUACGCAAAACCAAGCGGGAGUACAGCAAGAAAAUGUGAAUGAAAAAAGUGUUUUGGUGGACGAUAAAGCAAUAGAACAAGUAGUACUGACUAUGGUCGACAUGAACAUUACCAAAAGGUACCUCGAAACAUUGCCCAUAGGAAUAAGCUUUUUGCUCUACACUGCUUUAUGGAAAUGUCGAGAAAAUCCGCCAUCAGAUUGGCCUGUCGAUGCUUACCGAUUGUUGUGGAGAGAUGAUUUGGUAUCACAAGCACAGGAAAUUGAAAUGGAAAAAAAUAAACUCUCAGAUGAGAAAGUUAAUACAGUUUUUCAACUGCAAGAAUCCAUGCCCAAUACAAAACAGGAAAUCGCGGACUUGGAUGGUAUGGAGGACAUUGAUUGCAGCCUAACCAAAAUGAGAUUUAGUGAUGACAUAAGGGUACUGGAAGCGCGCAAAAUGCUAGCAAGUUCAAAACCGGUACCAAUAACUUUGAUACAGAGACCCGAUGUUUCCGAUCACGAUUUUAUUGAAGAACAGGAAAAGCAUUUGUUUGGAAUUUGCAUUAGAACAAUGGCUUUACCAGUAGGAAGGGGAAUGAUUACGUUAAGAACCACAACACCCAUAAUAACAGAACCACUGGCAACGCCGACCUUGUGUCUGACGGGCAAAGCGCUGCCUAGAGGCAACACUGUAGAGCUAAAUCACAUAGAUACACCAGCUAAUAUGAACCUAUGGCCUUUAUUUCACAAUGGCGUGGCAAAUGGUCUUAGAAUCACAACAGGUGCUGAAAACAUCGAUUGUACUUGGAUCAUUUUUAAUAAACCUAAAGGUUGCGCCGAACCGCAAAUGGAACACGCUGGUUUCCUGAUGGCCUUAGGUUUAAAUGGGCAUUUAAGCAACUUGGCAGUAUUGAACAAGUUCGUUUAUUUUUCUAAGCAGCACGAAAUGACGAGCGUGGGCAUACUACUGGGUCUGGCGGCAGCUUUCAGAGGUACUCGCAAUCAGAGCCUAACAAAGAUUCUGGCUAUUCAUGUGGAAGCUUUACUUCCUCCAACUUCCAUGGAGUUCGAUGUAUCGCAGAAUAUUCAGGUUGCGGGACUAUUGGGAAUUGGUUUGGUUUAUCAGGGAAGCGCUCACAGGCAUAUAACAGAAGUUUUGUUAUCCGAAAUUGGACGACCACCGGGACCGGAAAUGGAGAACAGCGUCGAUCGAGAAUCUUACUCUUUAGCUGCCGGUUUAGCUCUCGGUUUGGUCAUGUUGAAACACGGGGACCAGCCUGCAGGCAUGUCGGAUUUAAACGUCCCAGACACUCUACACUAUUACAUGGUCGGCGGAAAUAAAAGACCCCUUACAGGUUCGCAAAAGGACAAAUAUAAAACACCUUCCUUUCAAAUUCGAGAAGGGUCGUCAGUGAAUCUCGAUGUAACUGCUCCUGGUGCUACUUUGGCCUUGGCCAUGAUGUAUAUGGGGACCGGAAAUAAGGCAGUAGCCGAUUGGAUGUCUUUACCUGAAACGCAGUAUUUGUUGGAUUUUGUCAGACCCGAUUUUCUAAUGCUUAGAAGUUUGUCCAAGUCUUUAAUUUUAUGGAAAGAUAUCGAUCCUUCUAAAGAUUGGGUUGAAUCGUUAGUGCCGUCUUCUAUAAGACCAUAUUGCCUUGUGACACCUACCUCUUUGGAUAUCGAUUAUGAGGCAAUGAAUCAAGCAUACUGCAACAUUGUUGCCGGCGCUUGUUUCGCCUUAGGAUUAAAAUAUGCCGGAUCUGCCGACAAAGAAGCAUUCGAUACUUUGCUCUUUUUCUGUCAUAUGUUCACGUCCUUGACGGGCAAGUCCAUUGCUGAAUUAGCUGGAAAAGCCACAAUAGAGACCUGUUUGAAUGUCCUGUUACUCAGUGCAUCUAUGGUUAUGGCUGGUACAGGUAACCUAGAAAUUAUGCGUCUUGUGCGCCAUCUACGUAGGCGAUUGGGUGCGUCAAUUAACGGCAUAGUAACGUACGGAUCUCAGUUGGCCAUUCAUAUGGCGUUAGGGCUUCUGUUUUUGGGUGGGGGAAGGUAUACGUUGAGCAAUUCACCUUCGAGCAUUGCAGCUCUGAUAUGCGCUUUUUAUCCGAAGUUUCCCAUCCACAGCAACGAUAAUAAGUAUCAUUUGCAAGCUUUUAGACAUCUUUAUGUAUUAGCUGUAGAGCCCAGAUUACUAAUCCCUAAAGAUGUUUUUACAGAUGAAAUUUGUUACGCUAGGUUGAGGAUUGUCAAAUUAGAUGGGGUCCAAAUGGAAAUUAAAGGUCCUGGAUUGAUACCAGAUCCUAAUUCGCUAGCGAAGGUCAUAUUAGAUGACGAACGGUAUUGGCCAGUUGUCUUUGAAAGAGGAAGAAAUUGGGAGUUAUUAUUGAAAAUUUUGUCCACUACAGGCUACAUUGCAGUAAAACAGCGUGCAGGUUGUCUUAGUUAUGUAACCGACAAAUUUGGACAUCACAGCGACUUGGCGCGUACCCUAACUCAAUCGAAAGUAAUUCCAUGGGAUCCGCCCUCAAAUUCCGUUAUAAGUUUUACCUCGGAUGAGUCGGUGAGGAAUUUUUGCGAGUCCGUUUUGAAUAUAGACCGGACCAAAGCGAGCUAUAUGGAGAAGAAAAUGGUACAGUUAUUGACCAGAAUGACGUACGAUGCUGUGGUGAAGGAUAGAGUCAUAAUUAUUGAUAUUAUGAUUGCUUUAUUGAAGAUGAUUGUAAUGCUGAAUUCGGAAUACCAUACACUUGGUCUGUGGCAACUGAAGAUUAUCAGUCAGCAAGUUUUUUCAAAAAGUCCACUACCGAAUUUGAUCCCGAAAGAAACUAUUUUAGCAUUAAAUCAAGAAGUGUCUGAUAUUUUCGAUAAGCAUUUAGAAACAUUGAAACAAGAUUUACGCAACUUUUCGAUUAGUUCAGGGUUUAAUGCUCAAAAAAACCUAUUAGCUGAAUAUAUCGUUUUCCAUGACAUUCCAAACGAUUUAGCAGAAAAUACGCUUCAAAAUUCCUUUUUUCAAUCGCUGAUAGAAAUGAAAAAUAGAACGGGAAGUUGCAGUGAGCAUGAAAAGGUUUUGGAAUUUUGGAAAUAACGAAUUUGUGAUAUAGGAAUUACAGAGUGAUAUUAUUUUGUACAUAUUUAACAAUGGUAAUUUAAGAAUUAUGUAUUAAUAUUGUAGUUUCUACAAACUGAACUGAAUAAAUAUGUUAUUAAGUGG